This is a messenger RNA of Hyaloperonospora brassicae, 783 nucleotides long. Lineage: Eukaryota; Oomycota; Peronosporomycetes; Peronosporales; Peronosporaceae. The record is from the annotation of a GenBank genome assembly.
AUGAGUCGACCGCUCUUCUGUGUCGCCGGCAUCGCGCUACUGGCGCUGCUCGUCGCACUCACAGCGGCCGUCCUGCGCCUCCUCCUGCUCGUCGUGCACCUCGUGACGCCGCGCUACACGCUCAUGUUGGGUUCGCUGGCGUUCGCGCUCUGGUUUGGAGUCUCGCGACGCCAGCGGUGCGCCAGAGGCUUUUACUCGUGUUCGCAAAAAGUGGCAACGACGCCACCGUCCGAGACAGAGUCGGAAGACGACGAGAACGAAGCAACGGCGGGACGGGUUUCGAGUGGCAGUGCGACGCUGGUGGCCAAUGGCUCUGCUGCUCCUUCUCCUUUUUCUUCUGUUGGACAGGACAAGAGGCUGGUGGACGUGAGGACGCGUAGAGAUCCGUUGGACGACGUACAACAGCAGCGACGGCCUUCGCGUCCGCGGUCCUCGUCGGCUGCCGACGACAUCCGAUCGAGUUUGGUGCCGGCUGGAAGCACAGAUAGUUGCAGUCGAGUGGACGCCGAAGAGCUCGAGCCGAAGCGCGUAGCACUACGACGUCGAGCUGACACGAGCAUGACGACGACGACCGGCAGCACGUUGAAGCAGCCCGAGCGCAUGAGGCGUGCGACGUUCAUGUCGAAGCAGGACCCCCACGUCGCGGCGGCCCGCAGACUCAGCUCGGACCGACUGGAGAAUACACUCGGCUCGGAUGGCUACUGGAUUGGGGAUUUCAGCAUGCAGCGACGAGUGGUGUCUCGCCGCAGCUACACCACCAGUCCACGACCAACUGCGCUGUGA